Verticillium alfalfae VaMs.102 is the source of this 576-nucleotide messenger RNA. RefSeq lists its product with no specific name. The transcript has 2 exons. The coding region runs from base 1 to 576 and encodes 191 amino acids. Lineage: Eukaryota; Fungi; Ascomycota; Sordariomycetes; Glomerellales; Plectosphaerellaceae. The record is from RefSeq and is a predicted model, not a curated record.
AUGAAGUUCUCCAGCCUCUUUCUGCCUACUGUCUUCGUCUCCGCCGUGUACGGCAAUGGCUUUGUCGAGAGACGCGCGACCAAGCAAUGCAACCCCGGAAAUAACUGCCAACGCGGAGUCGGAGGAACAGCCGGCGUGAGGCCUCCUCUAACCAGCCGUCAGGCCGACUGCUCAAGGCUCAAUGUCGUGACAGUCAGCCCUUCCACUACUACCACCACCCUCACAACGACUGUCACCAUCGUCAACAUCCCGAAUCCGACAAGCUUCAAACGUGCCGUGACUCUCCCCACCGCUGAGGUUGCGAAGCGUCAGGAUGUCGGCGCCGCCACGAUCACGCCCACGGCAGUCCCCACCUACGCGACAUACUGCUCCUCCGCCUCGGCCUACUACAGCGCCUGUUCGUGCGCUGGCAUCACGGCUGUCACCACCACUUUGCCUACCCCUACCGCUACCGCUUACAGUACCGUCUCGGUCUGCGUUGCCAUGAAUCUGGCUCGCAGGGCGCUGGAGGGAUUUGGGUACGAGGUUGAGCCCGAUUUCGACGCCAUCAAGUACCCCGGAUUCAGACUUAUCUGA